UUGAAAAUGUAACGUAUUUUAUGGCAAUGCAAUGAUACAUUAGCCGGUGAAUUGUCAUAAGUAUUGAACUUGCGUGUAACAAAACCAAAUUUUUGCUCUUUUUUAUUAAAAAAAAAACAAUGUCAAAGGAUAUCAGAUGUUAUUUUACGAAAUCUCCCAGAGGACAAACCUCGAAAAAUGAUGCCAAACCAAGAAAUGUGAAAAAACGAGCAGUGAUAUCAUCCGAUGAGGAGGAUGAUAUAAAAAUUGCUGAUUGCAAAAAAAAUGAAAAAUCUAUCAAGAAGAUGUUAAUUAGGAAACAGAUUCUCUCCGAUUCAGAAGAUGACAGUGCUGUAACGAGUAAGAAAAAUUCUUCAUCAAGUAUUAAAAAGAUAGACAAGGAGGAGGAGCGUGAAAUAAAAAGAGUCGAUAUUAGUACUAUGCUUGGAAAAACUCCAGUGAAAAGAGUCAAUGUUCCUAAAAAAGAAUCACUCCCAGAUAAUGAGAAUAAGAAAAAGUCAGAUUUACAAUAUAAUGAUGAUGAUGAUGAAGAUGUGGAUUUUGAGGAAUCUUUGAAUAAAUUGGACAUUAAAGCAAUCGAAGCAAAUUAUUAUAAAGAAGGAAUCCAGGAAAAUAAUACAAGUGGCAAGAGGAAGAAGGAUCCUAAUAGUGAGGAUGAUGAUACAAGUACGAAAAAGCCCAAACUCCAAAAAAAUGCUGCUGAUGGUGGUGAUGAUCAUCUUAAAGAGGAGAAAGCUCAAAAUAGUAGAAUGAAAAAUGUUUCACCCAAAAUAAGCCCCAAUAAUGCAACCAAAAGUCAUGAGAGUAAUUCAUCCAAGAAACUCAAGUUUCAUAAUGUGAAGGCAGUAGGUUCGAAAAUAACUAGUACUUCAAAUAUUGAAAUAAAUCGUGAGGAGAAAAAAAUAAAGAAAAAGGCCGCCUCGGAAGAGGAAGAAGUGACUUUUUUGGAGGAACGAGCAAUGAAGAAGAAGCAAUCAUCAGUAUUGUAUCAAGCUUAUCUUGCAAGAGGUGGGGCAAGAAAUCCUGGCUCAAAACCAAUUCCAGAAGGAGCGCCAAAUUGUUUGGCAGGUUUGAGUUUCGUGCUUACUGGUGUGUUUGAAUCAUUGGAAAGAGAAGAAGCUAGUGAUUUAAUAAAAAAGUAUGGUGGACGUGUGACAGCGGGAAUUUCCAAGAAAAUUAAUUACAUCGUGGUGGGUGAAGAGGCCGGCCAAUCCAAACUAGCAAAAGCAAUAGCACUGAAAAUUAAACAAAUAUCAGAGGAUGAAUUACUCGAUCUAAUUCGUAAAAAACCUCCUGGUAAUUCUCGCGAUAUAAUUCACAACAAAGAAAGAAAGAAAGAUAAGUCACCAGAGUACAGUAAAGUUUCUCCAGAAAAAUGUCCCUCUUCACCCAAAUCCAAAAGUAUUUCACCCAAGCAACCUCAAGAAGAAUUGAAAAUAAUGGAAGAUUCAAAAUACUUUAGUAAUGCAGAGGCCCUUGUUGAAAAGUAUCGACCAACAACAAUGAAGCAAAUAAUAGGCCAACACGGAGAGAGUAGUAAUGCUAAAAAGUUGUACAAUUGGUUAUUAAAUUGGCAUAAGAAUCGUUCUAGCAAUGUUAAACAUACAAAACCAUCAUUAUACGCUAAAAAUGAUAACGGUGGUUAUUACAAGGCUUGCCUUUUGUCAGGGCCACCAGGUGUUGGAAAAACAACAAGUGUACAAGUUGUUUGCAAGGAAUUGGGCUUUGACUUAUUGGAAUUUAAUGCUUCAGAUACUCGAAGUAAAAAAUUAUUGAAAGACGAAGUAUCUGGAUUGCUUUCCAAUACAACGAUGAAGGGAUAUUUCACUGGUAAUGCCGAGGAGAAACCUAGCUGCAAGCACGUUCUUCUCAUGGACGAGGUCGAUGGAAUGGCGGGUAAUGAGGAUCGUGGUGGCCUUCAAGAAUUAAUUGCUCUGAUUAAAUCAACAGAUAUUCCAAUUGUAUGCAUUUGCAAUGACAGAAAUAAUCCAAAAAUGAGAACUUUGGCCAAUUAUGUUUUUGACUUGCGAUUUCAAAAGCCUAGAGUCGAGCAAAUAAGAGGUGCCAUGAAGUCUCUAUGUUGCAAAGAAAAUAUUAAAAUAUCAAAUGAGGAUUUAAAUCGACUGAUUGAAGCCACAAAUCAAGAUAUACGACAAGUGAUCAAUCAUCUUGCCAUGCUGAUUGGAGAUACAGAUAGUAUUAUUAAGGAAAAUCAAUCUGACAAAUCAUCCAAGUUGAAUAAAGAUCUUAAGCUCGGACCUUGGGAAGUGGUAAGAAAGGUUUUCAACGCUGAAGACCACAAGAGCAUGACAAUUCACGAUAAAAGUGAUCUUUUUUUUCACGAUUACAAUAUUGCUGGUCUAUUUGUUCAAGAAAACUACUUAUCUGUCAUUCCAAAAGCACCAAACAACCAACUAUUGGAUAUAGUAGCAGCAAGUGCAGACUCUUUGUCCCUAGGUGAUCAAGUGGAAAAAGCAAUUCGUUCACAAAUGGCUUGGUCUCUUUUACCCAUGCAGGCAUGCUAUUCUUCUGUUAUACCUGGUACUCUAAUGUCUGGCCGCAUUGCAAGUCAAAUUAAUUUUCCAACUUGGCUUGGCAAAAAUUCUAGGCGCAAUAAAUUUGACAGACUACUUCAAGAAAUUACAGCUCAUACGCGAUUAGUUACGGGUGCUAGUAAAGAAGCUAUCAAUAUGGAUUAUUUGAAAUCUCUGAGGAAUGCCAUUACCAUGCCACUAGUUGUUGAAGGCGCUGAGGGUGUUGAGCACUCAUUGGAAAUUAUGAAUCACUAUCAUCUAUUGAGAGAGGAUUUAGAUUCAAUAAUUGAGAUUUCUUUGUGGCCUGGAGAUCAUGAUCCUAUGCAGUCGAUUGAAUCUAAAGUUAAAGCUGCUUUUACACGGGCUUACAAUAAGCAUUCAGCACCAGUACCAUUUGUUGUUAAAGCAAUUGUAUCUAAGAAAAAAGGCCAAGCUACUCAGGACGACGGAUUUAUUGAUGAUGAUGAGGAUAAUGAUAAUGAUGAUGAUGCCAAUAUCAAUGAGGACUCUGAUGCAGAAAACAAUAGUCUCGAUGUUGAUAAAAUGAUCAAGGCUAAAAAACCAAUUACAAGUAAGGCCAUUGCGUCCACGAGCAAGAGUCAGAUGAAACCAGCGAGUAAACGAGGCCGAGGACGUGGAAAAUAAAGUAUGUAAAAUUUUACCCAACUUUACAGACAAAAGAGAUAUCAUCAAUAGUAAGUUGUUUCAUUUUGUCUUACAAUUGGUAAAAAUUUCCUUUGCUAUAUUAUAUUUAUCGAAAAGUUAUUAUAUUGAAUAAAAGUUGGAUUUUUUUUUCUUCGAAAUAAUAUUAUCUCGAUAGUUUUUCUAUGUACUGUAUCAUUGUAAACUUUUAGUCUAGUGUUUUGCUGUGCAAACUGAAAUGAGAAAGAAAAAAAUCAGUGAAUUACGUGGAAAUUAUAUUUCAAAUAAAUUAAUACAUGUCUUG
Diachasma alloeum is the source of this 3480-nucleotide messenger RNA. RefSeq names its product replication factor C subunit 1 (gene Gnf1). Bases 120 to 3179 code for a protein of 1019 amino acids. Gene Ontology annotation, molecular function: ATP hydrolysis activity; ATP binding; DNA binding. Gene Ontology annotation, cellular component: DNA replication factor C complex; nucleus. The transcript has 3 exons. Gene Ontology annotation, biological process: DNA replication; DNA repair. NCBI's taxonomy places the organism in Eukaryota, Metazoa, Arthropoda, Insecta, Hymenoptera, Braconidae. The record is from RefSeq and is a predicted model, not a curated record.